This is a messenger RNA of Camelina sativa (false flax), 1198 nucleotides long. Lineage: Eukaryota; Viridiplantae; Streptophyta; Magnoliopsida; Brassicales; Brassicaceae. The record is from RefSeq and is a predicted model, not a curated record.
AUGGACCAUCAAGUGUCUUUGCCGACAUCUACCACAACCGGAUUUAUAUUUGCCCUCCGUUGCAACCACACCAUGAUCGAUGGAGCCGGCCUGUCGCUCCUUCUAAAGUCACUAUGCGAGUUGGCGUGUGGGCUUCAUGCCCCCUCGGUUCCACCCGUAUGGGAUCGACAUUUGUUGACAGUGAGUGCUUCCGAGGCGCGUGUGACCAACACGCACCGUGAGUACGAAGAUCAUGUGGAAAGCAACGCGUUAGCGGCAGGAGAACCUUUGGUUAGCCGGUCUUUCUUCUUUAGGGCGGAAGAGAUCUCCGCCAUACGGAGACUCCUUCCGCAUGAUCUCCGAAACACCUCAUUUGAAGCGUUGUCGUCGUUUUUAUGGCGUUGUCGGACAAUCGCGUUGAAUCCUGAUCCCAACACUCAGAUGCGACUUACUUGCAUCAUCAACUCUCGUUCCAAGCUUCGUAACCCACCGCUACCGCUGGGUUACUAUGGAAACGUAUUCGUCAUUCCCCCGGCAAUAGCGACAGCAAGAGACCUUAUGGAGAAACCGCUUGAGUUUGCUUUGAGGUUGAUACAAGAAACGAAGUCCAGCGUAACGGAGGACUACGUCCGCUCGGUAACAGCCCUAAUGGCGACAAGAGGCCGGUCUAUGUUUGUGUUGGCGGGGAACUACCUAAUAUCUGAUUUACGACAUUUUGAUUUAGGAGAAGUUGAUUUCGGGCCGUGGGGUAAGCCCGUGUAUGGUGGAACCGCUAAGGCCGGUAUCACAGGUUUUUCGGGAGUGAGUUUCUACGUGCCGUUUGAAAAUCAAAAAGGUGAGACAGGUACCGUUGUGGCGAUUAGCUUGCCGCUACGGGCGAUGGAGAGGUUCGUAGCAGAGCUACAUGGCGUGGUUAAUGUGUUUAAGAGGUGAACCCAAAAUCCUUAGGUCUGUUUAUGUCUUCUCUAGAUCUAAGAGCUUAGUCGGGACGUUACGUUAUCAGUAAAAUUAUUGAUCAGUUUAAUCAAUUAUUGAAUUAAAGACUAAUGAAGUUUUAAAGGUUGAAUACUUGCAUUCCACGAAGACAUUAUUUUUCAUAACGGCUCCUAUUGGUUUUGAUCGUGGCACUCUGAAGAAGAGCUUAUCUUUCUAUUAGAGUAGCUUAUCUUUCUAUUAGAGUCCCUCUCAAUUCAUUUGGGUUUUUGCUUGGAUCGAAAUA